Messenger RNA from Melitaea cinxia (Glanville fritillary), 1346 nucleotides. RefSeq names its product vascular endothelial growth factor receptor 3-like. Lineage: Eukaryota; Metazoa; Arthropoda; Insecta; Lepidoptera; Nymphalidae. Gene Ontology annotation, biological process: synapse organization. Gene Ontology annotation, cellular component: neuron projection membrane. The transcript has 8 exons. The coding region runs from base 3 to 1322 and encodes 439 amino acids. The record is from RefSeq and is a predicted model, not a curated record.
AAAUGUGCGCGCUGGCCGCAGCGGUGCUGUUUCUAGCCGCGCUUGCAGCUCUGCCUUGUAAAGGCAUUGACGCAGAUACGUCAACAAUACCAAAGGAAGAUAAAGAGACAUCAACACAGCCGAUAAUAAACAAAGUCUAUCAAAUGCUGCACGCCAGCACAGAUCCGCGCAAUCAAGCUCAACUCCUCAACUUUAAUUACUCUCUUAAUGAACCGGAUAGUUUCGUAACGAGUAAUCCAAAGCAUUUCCCUAGUAUAGAGAAGAGCAGUGAUAUCUGCUGUACUGAAACCACACAUACACAAGAUAAAGCAAUUAUUACGAAUGUGCUAAAUAAUGACAAUACGAGGAAUAGAAAGAGACGGGUGGUAAAUGUGAUAAGAACGGAUGUGAAUUACACUAUGAGCUAUGUACAAGUGACGACGGUGACGCCGGAUACGGGACCAAUGGCUUUGGAGAGUCGUCGAAAGCCAGCGGAAGCAGGGUCCAGCGCUCCGCUUCUGAACUACAUAUUCGAUACAUAUUCAAAUACGCAUCAACAUCGAAAUGAAAGGCCAGGAAACGGCAACAGUAUCUACGUGGCUACGGGACCAGAAAUUGAAGCACUUGUCGGCUCCACCGCACACCUCGACUGCAAAGUCGACGCCCUUCAUGACAAACUGGUUUCCUGGGUUCGUAGGAAAAACGAUGAACUUCCAAUGGAAUUAUUAACAACUGGCACGCAACAGUAUACAGCUGAUGACAGGUACUCAGCACGCUUCAUUCCACCAGACAUUUGGAGACUAGAAAUCAAAGAAGUUCGGCCCUCUGACGCUGCCUUUUACGACUGUCAGCUGUCUGCUCAUCCGCCACGAACAGCGCGGGUCACUUUGAAGGUACCCGAGGUGUCCGUCCGAAUAGUCGAUGGAGCUGGAGCGGAAGUGUCAGAACAAGUUUGUGAACUGGGCAGCACUGUUGCCUUGCGGUGCGAAGUUCGAGGCCUUCGCAUGGAAGGAGGUCCGUCACUCCUCUGGUACAGGAGGGAGUCCUUGCUCAAUGAUGAUACGACACGAGGAGGUAUUAGUGUUAGAACGGAGUUCGGCGUGAACGGUGCUAACUCCGUGCUCCGUGUGGCACGCGUGCGCAACGAUGACGCGGGACGGUACACGUGCAGCAUCGCGCGUUCUCCUCCACCAACGCCCACUCCCGCGCAUGUCUAUUUACAUGUUAUUAAAGGGGAAAGCCUUGCUGAGCUACAUCAAGGUCAAGGAAUAAGGGCGGUACCUCUACAUUUAAUAAUAACAGUGGUGACACUGCUCGUUUUACAUACUUAUAGUAUUGUAUAAGAAUAAAUUAUUCAUAUUUGAUUA